Molecule: messenger RNA, 1626 nt
Organism: Penicillium mononematosum
Lineage: Eukaryota; Fungi; Ascomycota; Eurotiomycetes; Eurotiales; Aspergillaceae
Product: putative proline permease
Exons: 3
Coding region: 1-1626 (541 amino acids)
Biological process (GO): amino acid transmembrane transport
Cellular component (GO): membrane
Molecular function (GO): amino acid transmembrane transporter activity
Source: RefSeq, a predicted model, not a curated record
AUGGAGAAGAAACUUUCUACAGACGUUUCCGUGCCCGAGGAUACUAGCCCGGGCGAUGUUUUACCCUACCGACAGACACAGCGCGGUCUGACAUCCCGACAUGUGCAACUAAUGGCCAUCGGAGGUUCAAUCGGAACUGGGCUUUUCGUCGGUAUUGGAUCCUAUCUGCGAGAUGCCGGUCCGCUGUCUGUGUUCCUUGGGUAUCUUAUCUGGGGAUGUCUCUUUAUCUUGCCUGUCAAUCUGUGUGUUGGAGAAAUGGCUGCAUAUCUCCCUAUUCGUGGGUCGAUCUUUGAGCUCGCUGCCCGGUUUAUUGACCCGGCAUUUGGGUUUGCUAUGGGCUGGGUAUAUUUCUAUGGCGGUGUGAUGCUAGUUUGUACAGAGUACUCUGCAGUCGCAACAAUCAUGCAAUACUGGAACACGAGCGUCAAUCCUGCCGUUUGGGUAGCCAUGGCGCUGAUUGUUUGCACAAUCCUCAACCUUGUUUCCGUGAGAUGGUACGGCGAGAGCGAGUUCGUCCUAGCAUCGACCAAAAUCCUUCUCCUUAUUGGACUUAUCCUCCUCACCUUCAUCACAAUGGUUGGAGGAAACCCCAAGCACGAUGCCUACGGUUUCCGUAAUUGGACCGAGGGUGUCAUGUUCGAGUACUAUACCGAGGGCACCACGGGCCGAUUCUUGGGCUUCUUCUCCGUCAUGGUCUAUGCUGCCUUCUCCGUCGCUGGACCUGAUCUGCCAGCCCUAGCCGCAGGAGAGAUCCAGAACCCACGAAGUGACCAUCCCCCGAGUUGCGAAGAUGACAUUCUGGCGCAUCGUGGGAUUCUAUGUCGUCGGAGUCCUGAGCACCCGCGCGACCCACGUCUCAUGUCCGCGAUUGAUGACGGUGCCGCUGGCUCCGCCGCUUCACCUUGGGUUAUCGGAAUCGAGAACCUCGGAAUUACGGGCCUGCCGGAUCUGAUCAACUUUCUGAUUUUGUUAUCAGGCUGGUCAUGUGGCAAUGCCUACCUUUACAGCUCUAGCCGAACACUCUACUCUCUCGCUCGUGAUGGCCAAGCGCCGAAGUUCCUUUUGAAAUGCACUGCAUCCGGCAUCCCCAUCAACUGUGUCAUCACGGUAUCUGUUUUGUCUUGCAUUACCUUCCUCGUGGCUAGUACCUCUUCCGUCGAGGUGUUCUUCUGGUUCGUCGAUCUGACCACCAUCGCCUUCGUGCUCACCUACACCGGCAUGGUCUGCGUCUUCAUCGCCUGGUACCGCGCCAUGAAAGCGCAAGGAAUUGACCGCAAGUCAUUCGUCCCAUGGGCUGCUCCGUUCCAGCCAUACGGAGCUAUUCUCGCUAUCAUUAUUGGCUGCGCUACUGCUGUCUUCAAUGGCUUCUCUGUCUUCAAGCCUUUCAGUGUGCAAGGCUUCAUCACUUCGUAUUUCGGUCUGGCGUUCUGGAUCGUCAUGUUUGUAUUCUGGAAGGUGUAUCAUCGGAGUUCCUUCGUGAAAGUUGCAGAGGCAGAUCUGUACUCUGGGAAGGCGGAGAUCGAUGAAGAGUGCAAGAUCUGGGAAGAAGGUGGGUGGGCGGAACGGCGGAAGGAGGAGCUGGCUAACAUGCAUUGGGCCCGGCGAGUAUGGGAGAAAAUGUGGUGA